AUCUGCACAACUUACAAAAAAAAGACGAAAUAAAAAAUACCGCGUUUUUUAGCAAACCAAAAAAUCAUAUAAUGUAGUGCUAUUAUGGAUUUUGAAUACCAUUUAAGACUUGGGUUACAUUACAGUAUUUAUUAAUUGCAGAGAAAAAGGAGAUUAAGCAAUCCGUGGAAAUAUUGCAGUAUAUCUCUCUAAAAUUCAAUAUGGAGGUCGUUGUUGCAAGGAAUAAAUAUUGGUUAUUUUAUUUUGUAUUAUUAGUUUUAGAAGGAGUUCUUUGUAAUACGUUUUAUGGCAAACUCGUCCUGAAAAUAUCUGUCGCCAGCAAGAAAAAUUCUGUCUUUGCACAUCGUCCGACAAUAUUUGCGACGCGUCGGUCAACAUACCUUAAAAAGGACGGUGACGUAUUUCAAAUACAUAUUCCCGGCAUAGCAAGGAACAGCACAGCUGAUACCAUAUCAUUCGAGUCGGUUCGAUUCCCUGGUUACUUUCUGCGACAUAAAAAGGUGGAAGUCGAUUACAGGUUUCGCAUAGCAAAGCCGACGGUGGACGAUAAAUAUUUCAAUUCAGAGGCGACAUUCAGAAUACAACGUCAUUCGGGUAUCGAAGGUUCGGGAAUGCUUCGCUUAUUUGAAGACCCGUCGUAUUAUUUAUGCGUUCGAAAAUACAAUUACGCUGACUCAGCAUUGAAAGCGAUGAAGAAUGACAACACGGAAGAUUUCCGCGCAAGAUGUUCGUUUUUUAUUCAAAAAAUGAAACCAGAAAAUGUAAAUGAUGCGGUCAAGAAAUCAACACAAAACGAUAAAAACAAACAGAAACUACAAAUAAGUAAACAAACAAACAUUAAAAAUGUUGUUAGACCUUUUGUAGCAUCAAAUAUGCCACCCGAAAUAGUGGGAGCACGAAAAGGGCAAGUAUCGUCGAAAACAGGAUCGAAUCAGAGAGUUUCGCUUACUGCAGGUGCACGUGUCAUUCCGAAAACGCAAGUUUUACCACAAUACUCUGGACCAGCAAGAAAAGCUCAAGCAAGUGAUAAAACCCAAGUAGCUUCUCAAGUUACCUCGCACCGGGAAAAAGGAGAACCGUCGGAAAAAGUUGUUCGCAAAAUGCUUGAUGAUUACGUAAAGAAAAUACAAACAAUUCCGGAAUAUGUGAGUUCCCAAACAGUAGAAUCGAAUCAACCACAACAAUUUGUAAGUAAUGUCAUACCUCAAAACCUCAAUCCAACGACAACUAUGGGGUCUUGGAAUGGUAAAAAUAAGCUAAAUGGGCAAAAUGUUAAUUUUUACCCACAAACAGAACAGUUCGAUUUAGCGAAAUCAAUGUAUCCUCAAAGUAAUCAAGGUUAUCAGUCGCAAAAUCUUGUUUAUCCAGGUACAAGCAUGUUAUCUUACUUUCCUGUUGUUUCAAAGUAUGACCCAACCAAACAGUACAUUCGAACAUUCUUUCAAGAAGAUGACGAACACCUACCGAACCCGGAAACAAACCACCCGGUCGAAGUUGGAACGGAAUCUUUCCAGACAGAUAUAAAAUCUGAUUUAAAAAACAAAAUUCAUAAAUCAAGCACGAGCACAAAUACUGAAACAUCCUUAGGUAAGGAGCACACGAAAUAUUUUAAAGCAACACCAAUACUAUCUUCCAGUAAAGUCCAUGCGCAAAAUCAACGUAAGUUAAACAGGAAAACGGUGGUGAAAGAAACGCUACACAGCAAACGAAGACAGCAAAACGCUACUUUAAUUAUGAAGAGUAAAGUUAAGAAUGUAUCUACAACUAUGCACUCGCAUCAACCGGUAUAUAGUGCAGCCUUUCGUAAACAAACCACCCGGCAUGGUGCAUGGAGGAACAAAAACGGUCUUUCACACAGAACAGCUGAUUCAAGAUUUAAAGUUAAACCAGCUUCGUUGCUUCGAUUGGGUCCAAAUAAACCAAUCAAUUUACAUGAUUUUGGAAAAACCACCCAUCGUGAGCCGUCUUUGAAUUUGGAUGGGUUAGUUGCUGGUGUUAAAUUACCGUUGACGAGAUCAAACAUAACUGUGAGUAGCAUGGACAAAGACGAUACAUUGGAUUCUAAUACGAUUACAGGCGGUAAAAAUAAAACCAUUCACAACUGGCUCAAGCAAACUAAUUCGAAUACUAGUUUACACGAAAUCCAAGCUUCAAACGGUAAUGUUUCAUCACAAAGCAAAGUAGCUAUGAUUAAUGAAAACCAAAAUAGUAACGGGUAUAAGACUAACAAAAUGGCAGCUUCGAAUAACAAAGAAGUGUUAGGAUUUAGAAAAAUUGAAAAGGAGGUUAACUUGCUGGAUUCCAUGGAUAGCAAAAAAGGUAAAAUCGAAACAGCGUUGAAUAAAAACUCUCCAAUUCCACUUAAGAACACCACGCAACUUGAUACAAUGAGAUCCGUUUUGGAAAAUCCAUCACCGGAUAAUACGGGCACUCAAAUAAAGAAAGCCGAAAAGCAAGCACCGGCUGCUAAGAAAGAACACUUCGUUGACGAAACGCUAAAAAAUUUCACAACAGAUGCAAGCGAUUUAGAUCUGAAAAUUUUUGGUGAUGAGAAGAACGAUUCGUUUGCAGCGAGUGAAGAUAAACCAAUCGAAGCAGUAAACACAACUACAUCAGGCGAGAACACUAAUGUUGACAAUUCAACAUCUAUGUCAGCAUUUCCAGACGUAAAAGCCAACUCAUCUGAUCCUAUCGAAAAGAUUUUGUACUCUGCAAUGACGGACGACCCGACGUUAAAGAAUAUUAACUUGACUCAACCUGAAGAUGGGGGCUUUACGUUUGGUGAAAAUAAGGAGACAAAGCAAAACCCGGAAAAGCACGCCAAAAAUGAUACAACUAGGAUGACUGUGUUUGAUACCGCAAAUGCAUCUACCCCUGCACCGGAACGUUUCCUACCCCCGGUUACGCAAACAUCUUUGACGAAAAAUAACAAAACGAAAAAUUCCACUGUUCCUAACGAUACAAAAACAGCAACUGUGAACAAAACUGUUGCAACGGAGUCUGGAAAACUUCCAGAAGCAAGUAACGUGACUCUUGGUUUGGCCAAUAAAACGUCUGUCCUUGCUGGUAAUGCUACUUCUCUUACUGACAAAGUCCCGCUUGUGGCUGAAAAAGUAAUGAAAGACAACACGUCUGUCGCUAAUAGUACCCUCCUGACUCAACGUAAUAUCACUCUUUCAGUUUUAAAAGCUCAUCAAAACAGCACAAACCUUGACAAUGUUACAAGCGUAAAUGAUUCCAUUUCAACUGUAAGUCUUGUUAACAAAAGCAAAGACCAUCAGGAAUCCACUCCAACAAGAACAUCGAUUAAAGAAGUGAAGGUUAUGAACAAUGAAGAAACAGAGAAUGAAGAGAAUUCGAACGCGGCUAUGGAACAAACUUCUGAUACUGGAGACGACAAUAUACCGUUCGAAGAAACCACAAGCAACGAUGUUUCAAAUUCUGAUGGAACUACUGAGGCAGGUGACAACAUGGAUAGUGCAACAGAUAAUAACGAAGGUUCGCUUGCCACAUUGCUGAACCAGCAUAACGAUGGUGGCAUAGAAUAUGACAACAUGGAUAAAGCAACCACCUUUAAAGAUCUUGGCAGCAGUGAAAUGAAAGGCAUUGCAAAGGCAAUGUCAUCAUUAAACAUACAAGACGUUGAUCACCUCAGAUCACGAAUGAAAACCAUUGAUAUGAUUGAUCGAAACCCGCCCAACCAUUUCCAGCACCUUAAGAAAGCUGAAAACGACUACGCCAAUGAAGGUUUGCACACAAACGGCAUAGCUCUAGGUGAACAACCUGACACAGCUCACGUUCAGUCGUACACUGCCGAAGACAAGGACGUAGGAGACAGUCCAAGCGCGGUGCACGAAGAAAAUUACGCUGACGUGUUAGGAGGACAAACAACAAAUCAGCAGUCACCUACUGUCGUUAAUGAUAAUAAUAUGCAACUGAAUGGCGAUGCGCACGAAACUGAAAGCACUCUACAAGACCCUGCCUUACAAGAAGCUUCUUCUGUACCUGUCUCUAUAUCAGCAACGGCACCAGAAGCGUCUACAAGCGCUCAAGAAAGUAUCAGUACUGCUCAACAAAUGAGCACACCGACCGCACAGGAGCUUUCUUCGGCUCAAGAAUCCAGUAUGCUUCAAAACGAAGCCCAACAGAGUAUAGAUCCAAGUCAGACGGGAGGAAAUGCCUUGCAUGUUGGAGGAUCAAAUACGGAUAACAUGGUUUCAGCAGGAAACAACAUGGUAGCUCAAAGAGAUGAAAACGCCGAAGGCACAGGUUUGAACCUUGGCUCACAGGGUGGAGAAGCAUCGGGUGUAACUAUGGGUACAGAGAAUGAGCUAUCUUCUUUUACACCACAAAAACAAGCAGAACAAGGAGAUAAUGUAGGGGAAAUGGACAAUGUUAACGAACAAGGUUCUGUGGUACCACAACAGGACGUAAAUGCCGAUUCACCAGAUGCCAGAUCGAACUUGAACAAAAAACACCAUCGACACCCUCACCCGCAAAAAGCUGUGGUUGUGAAAGGGGUCGCGAAGAAUACAGUCUUGAAAGUACCCAUCGCAAUUUCAUAUUCUAAAGUUCAUGAAGAAGACAACUCAGGCCAUCAUAAACUUGAACAUAUGAUUAAAGAUGUAAUACACGACGUGAAGAACGAGCUACACGGUGGUGGUGGAGACAUAAAUGAACAGCAGCAGGGCAUGUUUCGUCAUGCAACUCUUGCCAGCAACGACAUAUUACCUCAUUUCUCCCACGUUGAAGAAGAACACGGUCCAGUCGUAGGUAGCCCGCGUGUUGAACAUCAUCCCGUUACCUUAUACGAGACUGAGCAUUAUGAACCCGCUAAAUCUUCGAGUGGUAUUGUUACCCCCGAGUCGUUCCAAGAAAGACCAAUGAUGCAACACGAAGUCAAUGUAGUGCGCCAUACACAUCACGUGGUUACAGUAAAAGACGAUAGCGAAAAACAAAAAAUGGUGAACGGGUUGGUUGAUUAUGAUUCAGAUCGUUGUGUUUCUCUGCAAUUAAUUAAUGACUUACCAAGUCGGUACCGGUUAAUUUCAUCUAUAAACAAACAUGGCUACACCCCACGCGGGAAAGUAUUUACACUUAAAACAGUGUUCAAAGAUCCGAGUGCACAUAAGUACGUGUCCUUUCACGCCAUCGAUGAGUCCGAACCAAGUAAGCAAGUAACACUGGAUGGUGCUAAAGAACUAAUCUCUGUUCCUACACCGUGCCAAAGCAAGCCUAAAGUUGUACACGUUGCAGGAGUGCAAACAAAACCCUCCAUCGUGUCAAAGAAAGAUAUUCUUCCAGAUGUUAUUCCAGAAGUUGGCACAGACGAGACACAUGUGGAGAAGAAAAAUCGAAUCGCUUAUCCUCUACAAGAGCAUUUUAUUGUCCAUAACCUAAAUGGUUUACAUAAACGACAACAUAUCACUCAUAUUUACUUGAAAAAAGCGAAAAAAGACCGUAUUAGUUACCCAAGACAGAUGAGAAGAUUCAAUGUUAUGCGAGAUUCAGAUGUUGAUACAUUCUUCGGCAAACUUGUGCUCAAGAUGUCACCCUACUCCACCCGCAGCAGUCUAUACAGCGACCGACCAUUUGUUUUCGCCACUAGAAGAUCGACAUAUUUAAAGAAACAUGGUGAUGUUUUUAAAAUCCAUACACCGGGUUUAGCAAGAGGUGCCGGAAGAGAUUCAAUCUCGUUCGAAUCUGUCAGGUGGCCAGGGUACUACCUAAAGCAUAGGGCAGAAGAAAAUGAUUUUAAAUUUCGAAUAGCCAGAUCGAAACCAAGUAACUACCGAAUUUUCAAUAAAGAAGCAACCUUUGUUGUUGAAAAACACAAUGGAAUCGAAGGAUCUGGAAUGCUACGUUUAUUCGACAAGCCAUCUUGGUAUUUAUGCGUGCGUAAGCAUGACAUAGCAGAUUCGGCAUUAAAGGCUAUGAAGCGAGACAGUAGUCCUGAUUUUAGACUUCGUUGUUCGUUUUUUAUUGAGAAAUUGGAGCCAGCAGCUGUGGUAGGCGAGGUAAUGAAAACAAAAGAAAAUCAUCACGAUGAACCGGCAACAAAACGUAAACAUAUUCAUCGGCCAGCGCUUGCAAUACGCAAGCUGUUAGACAGUUACGUAAAUCACGGAAAACUCGAACUACUCAGAGACGAUCUAGGAAAGUCCUUUGGUCAAACUUUGAAUACGAUUGCAGACAACAAACCACAACAAAUGCAUUUAGUAAACAACUAUCUCCAACCAUCUAGGAUAUCUGCUCUGGAAGCCACUCGCACCUAUGGACCUUCAGUUAUUUGGUCGAAACAAUCGCCUAAUAACGCACUUAGAUCUUUUAAUUCACACCUUCAUGUUCUCGGGUCCAUUCCACAUCCAUCUACUAUAAAAACGCCUAUUGCUCAAUUAUCUGAUAAAAUAGCGCAGCUGUCAUUUGUGCCUCGAUUAGACAGUUACACAUUUACUAAAGCAGUCAGUGGAAAUGAAUAUUCGCUUUAUAAGGGACGCAAUGCUUUUCCUGCUGCUAGGUUUUCAAGAACACAACAGUCAUUCAACAGACCGGCAAAGUGGCAUGAUGUUAAAGGAAAAAGCAUUAAGAAGAAUGAAAUAAGUAAGGCUUAUAACAACACUAAUAACACUACUAAGACUGAAAAUGUGAGUGGCAACAACAUUCGGUUAAACGAGACAAAAGUAAGCAUUUUAGGAAAUUUAACGAAAGAAAAUUCUUCGGUUGUUGCAUUUGGUGGAAACGAAACACGAGAAAUACACAGUGACAAAGUAGUGAAUCAAAACAGCACUAGGUUUUAUCACAUUCUGCAUGGUGUAAGUAAUGGCGUGGUAAGAGUGAAAAUAGAAAGUAGUAUCUCAGAUUCGAAAAAAGUUGAAAAUCUAAUGGAAAAUCCCAAUCUUUUGUCUCUUCAUUCCAGUGGAACAAAUCUAAACUUGUCAAAUUCUACAUUGUUUAAUAAUGAUCCAAAAUAUGUUCGAAAGAAAACUAUCAGUCAUGGAUUUUACCAAGAGGAACCUUUAAUGGAAGGGCUGAUAGCAGAUCCUAAAAAACCAGAAGUUGCGUUUGAUGACGAUGAAUCAAAGGGAAUGGAAGUCAAACAUCUGUUUGCAGACAGCAAAGGACAUGUCUCGCCUCUAAACAUUAACGAGCCAAAUAAAAACCCGACUGUACAUAUCGAGAGCAGUAAAAAUGUCGCCGACAGCGAGGUAAAUAAAGAUGGUGAUCUUUCUGCUAAUGAUGGUAACAAGAUGGGUGCGAUACACGUUAACGAAGGUAGCAAGGAAGCUGCUCUUACUUUAAGCGAGGCAAGUAAAGAAGCCUCGAUCAAUUUUAAUGGCGUCAGUAAAGAUGCUGGCUUAACGAUUGGUGAAUCCAGCAAAGAACCGGACUUAAAACAAGAGGGCACAGUAGUGAGUCAUGUUUUCGCAGAUAGCAAAGGUCAUGUAAUUCCGAUGAAUAGAAAUCAAGAUCAGAAAAGCACUGGCGCAAAGACAAAUGAAAAACAGAUAACAGGAGAGGCUAAAGAAACAUUUGAAUCUGCUCCUGCCACAGGAAAUGUUAACGCGGAAACAAAAAGUGUGAAUGUUAAACAUUUGUUUGCUAACAACACUGGUCGUAUUGAAGGUUUGAAACCAAGACAUAAUUCGUAUAUCGCUAAGUUAACAUCGCCUUUAACGAGCUUAAAAGAGUUAAAGAAGCUUGGGAAGAAGAUAAAACUAGGUGCACAUUGUAAACGCUCUGUUGGCGGAGCGAUUCAUGUUUCGGAAUGUGACGAUGAAGACAGUAAUACGCAUGAGAAUGAAAUGACUGAUACUGAUAUACCUGGGCAUUCUCAUUUUACUGAUCAUGAUAAUUCAGAAGCAGGACUAACUGAUUUAGAUCUGUCUCAUUUUGAUCAUAAAAGCAAUGCAGAAGAAGACCCUGUAGACAGUAUAACAACAGAAGCUGCUGAUGGAGAUAAAGAAAGCGAGACAGACGAAGUAUAUGGUCACAAAAGUGGUUCAGAAGUAGAUGACGAACACGAGGAAGGAGCAAAUGAAGAUGAGGACGAGGAGGAGAAUGAACAUCAAAGUCACCAUGGAAACCAUCAUGACUAUGAUGAAAAUCACCAUGAUGAUGCAUAUCAUCAUGGUGACCAUGAACACGAGCAUCAUCACGAAGGUGACGAUCACGACUAUAAUGACCAUCAUAAUCAUGAACACAGCUACCAUGAACACGAUAACGGUGAGCACCACUUUGAAGAGAACCACCAUGGUGAUCACGGUGAACAUCAUUAUACUCGUCACGAUAUGGGCCAUGAAACUGAACACGAAGGACACGAGGAACACGAAGAUCACGGAGAGCAUGAGGAACAUGAAGAUCACGAAGAUCAUGGAGAGCACGAGGGACUUGGAGAGCACGAAGAUCACGAGGAACAUGAAGAUCAUGGGGAACAUGAGGAGAACGACGACCACGGAGAACACCACGAAGAUCACGGGGACCAUCACGAUGAUGAUAGUUACGAUGAUGGACAUAUGGAACCUGGCCAUCAUUGGAUUGAUCAGAAUGGAGAGCACCAUGUUUAUAUGGGUGAUUCAUGGGAAUCGAAGAGUUGCAGGGAAGGAAAAUGCAGCAGUAGCAGUGGGGGUAGCACCGGAGGGAGCGGUGGAAAAUCAAACUCGUCGACUUCUGGUGGCUCGUCUAGCUCAAGUAGUUCAGGCGGCUCUAGUAACUCUUCCACUGCAAGUUCUGAAGGUUCUUCGGGCUCUAGUAGUUCAGCAGGCUCUGGCGGAUCAACAGGCUCUAGCGGGUCAACUGGAUCUGGAAGUUCCUCUAGCUCUGGUGGCUCAACAGGUUCUACCGGAUCAACUGAAUCUGGUGGUACCUCAGGUUCUAGUGGUUCAACAGGAUCUGGUGGCUCAUCUGGAACAAGCAGUUCAGGAGGCACAUCAGGAAGCAACUCAAGCGCUGGUAGUACAUCAUCCGCUGGUAAUUCUAUGGGUGGAGUAAAUAUAGGUACGUCUGUGGGAUCUGGAGGAGGAACAGCCGGAGCAGGCUCUGCAGGAGGUAUUACAAUCGGUGGCGGAGCAGGAGGUUCCAGUGGGCCAACAGGUGGAAUUAAAAUUGAUGGCAAUGGUUCAACAGGUAGAGAAGGCUCCGCUGGUGGAAUUAAAGUUAAUGGGGGCUCAACAGCCGCAGGAGGGGCCGGUGGUUCCACUGGACUCAAGAUAGGAACUGACUCGAAUGAAUCUGGUGGAACAACAGGAGGUACUAAAGGUGCAGGUGUCAAAAUAGGUGGAGGUACCUCCGGGUCAGGAAACGUGUCUCCAAUUAACAAUCAAACAGGAGGAAGCGCUUCAAGCAGUAAAGGAAAAGCAAUAAAUGCUAAUUCAACAGGAGCGGACUCUGCAGCGUCCGCAGGUGUAGACAAUAAAAACCUUCCACAGUUGCUAAACGCCAAACUUCCAUUAGGUAAUGCGAAUAUUGGAGGCGGAAGUAAAAACAAUUCCGCUAACAAAAAUGCGGGAGCUAAUAAUAAUAAUGCUGGUGGGUUAAACAACAUCGGUACAAAUAAUAAUAAGGCGACAGCUAAUAACAAUGGAGGUGCUGUAAAUAACAGUGGUAACAAUAAUGGCGGACUUAAUAAUGGCGGACUUAAUAAUAGUGAAAACAACAAUGGCAGACUCAAUAAUGGUAGGCUUAAUAAUGGCGCUGCCAAUGGUGGAACUAAUGCUGGAGCAGGUAAUGGUUUAACUGACCCGAAUAGCCUAAAUAAUAUAUUCAAUACGAAUAACAAUCUUAAUCAAAACAACAACAAUAACAGCAGUAGUGGUGGUGGAGGUGGUGGGGGUGCCACAAACAACAACAACAAUAUCACUGCCAACAAAUCUAAUAACGCUAAUAACAACGCAAACACAGGGAAUCAAAAUAAUAAUCCUUUCGGGGGAGGGUCCAACAACAACUCAAAUGCUGGUGGUGGAGGUUUUCCAAAUACUCUCGGUGGAGGAGGAGGGGGAGGCCUUCCUAAUCCUUUAGGAAUAAAUAUUGCAGAUGCAGUGAAACAACUUCCAAAUUUGUUAGGCAAUGGACUUCCUAAUCUUGGUGGUAUACCAAAUCCUUUAGGGGGAGGAGGUGGAGGUGGCUUACCAAAUCCUUUAGGAGGCGGAGGAGGACCUUUUGGUUUUAAUAAAACAAAAGGCGGCAAGAAAAUUGAAAAUGGUAAAGCAAAUAAUAAUUUUAAUAAUAAUAAGACGAGCAGCGGAAGCAUCGUAAAUAAUGAAAACAUGAAAGGAGGCGCAAAAAACAAUGAAAAAACAGGUGUCAAGAACGUAGAAAACGUGUCGAAAAAUAACAAAGAUCUCAAAACUGCCCACAAAAAUGCAGAAGAUACCAAAAUUGAUGGAAAAAAUGCAGGCGAAACUCAAAUGAACGGUAAGAAAGAAGACGAUAUUAAAGUUGGCGAAAAGAGCAAAGAAAACGUUAAACUUAAAGAUGAGAGUGAAAGCAAAGUAAAAUAUGUUGAUGAGCAUGCACCAAAAACAGACAUAAAUGUUGGUAACCACACAAAAAUAAUAAGAGAACAGUCGAACGACAAACUGGCUUCACAUAUCAAAGAAGAUGAAGUAAAACAACUAGCAAAGACAAAGAAAGAGGAUGGAGGAAAUGAUAAACCUCAAGUUGUAAAAACUGUCAUGCAUACUUUGGCUGGAAACAAUGAUACAGAAAGCAAGCACAAAAUACCACCAACUUUAAAUGCUACCUUUGUACAGCCACCAAUCAAGCCAAAUCUCCAUUCAUUAAAUUCCUUGUCAAUCAAAGCAACCAAUGUAAGUAAGGUAGGAAAGAAAUCAUCACCAACUGAUUUGAUCAAACAUGUAACCAAACUGAUGAAGAAAACUACAGGAUUCCUAAACGAAAGUGAAGCUGGAGAAGAAAAAUUUGAACCACACAAAAGUAUUUUAGGUUUUAAGACAGAAAAAUGGGAUGAAAAUGAAUUAGAAGUAGAACGAAAUGCUAAAGGCACACUACUGGAUAAAAACUUCUCAAUUCCAAGACGAAAAGAGAACGCAGAAUAUGUGGACGACGAGUCGACAAAAAAUGCCGACCCAAAAAAGUCAAAUAAAUAUGUUAUGAAGUUGCAGAAAUAUAAACACGAAAAAGAAUUGAAAGAAAAAAAGAAUCAAACUAACUUUAUAGUGAACAAAAAUUUAAACGUAAAAAACAAAACGGUUUUGAUUCGAAACCAUAUGCAAACCAAAUUAUUCUUACCUCAACUUGUAAAAAAUAAUCGUACACAAAAUAAAGAAAAUGACAGUGGCAAAAUAACAACUAACCAGGCUGUAGAACUUUCCACCGAUUUAACAGAAAAGAAAAAAUCUGUUUCAGAUGGUGAAAAACGCAUUUCAACCCCUGACGAUUUUCUUCUUGACGACAAGGGAAAUGUUUCUGCGAAGUUAUCAACAAAAGAAAGGGACGAAUUAAGAGAGUUAUUCAAUUUCACUUCGAUGAACAAAACCAACACAAACAAAUCAGAAACGAAACUUGCUGGUACUGUACUUUCUGGCAUGCAAGACUCCAAUGAAACAAACAAAACUUUUGAAGAGACGGAAACAGAAGAGGAGAAGGAUUUUGUAGAAAAUGCAAUUGAGAAUAACAUAGGCAACCAAACAUUACUGAAGGAGGAAUUAAAAGAUCUUGACAAAGACUUUGGAUUUGAGGGAAGUAGUUCAGAUGAUGAAGGAUCUGCUUUAAAUUCUGAAGAAGGAAGUGGAAAUAGUAUCAAAGAGAUCAAAAUCAAAGACUCAAAUCAUCUAAAGACAAAUAAAACUAAAGUAAUACAAAAAGCGGAUGAAGCUAGUAUGUUACAAAAAAUAAAAGCAUCUGGAAAGGGCAAACCAAAAACUGCUUCUGGUGAAGUAAUUCUGCACCCUACAACGCAAAGACAUGUAACUAAUCCGAACGCCAAAAAAGAUCCAUUUAAAACAGAAUCUGUAAAUGAUAUUUACCUCUACAGAAAUAAGAGUCAUAAUCCAGCAGAAGAAGGACUGAAUGUAAACAAAACAAACAAGGCUAAAAAUAAUCAACAAAAACAACAACAACAAGCUUUUGUAAACAGUUUUUCUGAUAGCUUUCAAGAGAUAUUAAAACAGGCUGAACGCAAAGUUGAAAGAGAUAACGCUGCGGAGGGAAGUGAAGGAAAACUAAAGGUGAAAAAGCAGAAAGCAGAUGAAAAAUUAGAAGAUGAAGACGUAUUUGGAAACAAAAAAAUCAGCGCAGAUGAACAAAGGGAAGUACGAAAAAAGUCAAACAGGAAUCAAACAAAGCCUGUCAUAAAAGAUGCUCCAAAACCUCUAACAUAUAACUCAUCUAAAAUUGAUAUAUCAAAUGCUAAACCUGCUAAAGAAGAAAGGAAUGCAUCAAGCACUAUGCUAGGCAGUAAAAACACAACAGCAAAGUCAAGAAAACAGUUAGCUAAAAAAUUGACAGGGGAGAUACUUACUCAUUUGAGUAAAGCACCUCAAGAAAGUGCCAAGCAAGUUAUCCAACUCAAAGUCACAAAAAAACCUAAUGCUACAGGAAAAAACAAAAAAGUUGCCGAGGAUAAGAAACUAACAUCUGAAGAUUCCAGCUUAAAAGAGAAUGAGAAGCAGAAUACUGUUGAGAGAAAAAAAUUAAAAAAGAAAAAAGAAAAUGCAAAAUUGAAGAAAGAAAAAAGUUCAGCUGCGCUAUCAGAAAGUGCUCUUGAAAAUAAAAUAAAAUCUACAGCAGUCUUUAACGACUCAGUUCUGCAAAGUGAGUAUAAGGAGAACUCAAAUAAUGAUAGUUUCACGAAUGUGCAAGCAGCUAGUGUUGAAAGCAGCAAGAUCCAGUAUGGUGCAAAUAAAACAACAUCUAUGUUUCAAAGUAAUCAAUCCUUCAAUGAAACGCUUCAAAGUAACGCAAACACAACUAACAAAACCACAUCAAAUCAAUUAACAAACGCUGUAAGAAAUGUAACAUCAAAAACUCAACCCAAUUCAAUGACUGACAAUACGGUUCAGUACAAUGGAAUGACUGCCAGUGAUGCUGAGAAAGUCAAUAGAAUAACACCAAACGAUGCAUUAAAUGCUGAUUUAAAUACACCUUCCCAAUAUUCAAAGGAAAGUUCACUUAGUGAUACAGCGUUGCUAAACAAAAGUUCACAAUACCAAUCGUUUACUGAUGACAAAGCAGGCGAUGGACUGAAAUAUGGUCAAAACUCAAAAGUUGACAAAAAGGAAAAGGGCAUGACAUAUGGAAAUCAGGAACUAGGAAAAACUAUUUUUGCCACAGAUAUCCCUGAAGCAAGAACUAGUGAAGAUGAAACACCAACUGGUAGUACUAAAGUUUCAAAAAUGGAAUUCUACAAAACGGGGUCGAGUAUAUCUAAAAUGAAUUCAAAGCAAAAACUGCAAACAAACAAUUUGACUGUAAAAUCAAAUACCACUAAGCUUGCAAAAGGUCAACACCAGAACAAAACAAAGGUGCACAACGUCGCUAGACAACCAUUGAAUGAUGACGCAGAAAACAUAGACAGUUCUUCUUUAGAAGAACUGGAUAACUUUGAAGACAUGGAUUCCUUUUCAGGAUUUGCUGAGAAUGACACUAAUGCUUUAAACAACGAGUUCUCGAAUGAAGAUUCCAAAGCACUGCACGACUACUUAUUAAGCAGUAACAAAGGACCUCUAAAGAUAAAAGGAUUGCCCCAGCAAACUUUAAAUGCCCUUGCUAAUGACUUGAAGGAGACAGCUUCAAUGACUAACGAAGUUUCAUUUAAAAAAUUACCUAGCGUUAAGAAUGCAACUUUAAAUAGUGCCCGACACCGUAACACUACUGUUAGGAAGGAAAAUACAAAAUCUGAAAAACCUACUUUAAAUGCUACAUUGACAAUGCUCAAAUCAAAAGAUAGUGAAUUAAUAAAAGAAACAACAAAAGAUACUCAACAAUCAAGCAGCGGAGACGGAAGUGACUUUCUUGAUCACUCUUCUGAUGAGCAAUACAAAACGCACAACACAGCCUUUGGCGAAUCCACAAAGGUUAAUGAUGCAACAUCCAUGGAUUCCACCAGUCCAAGAAAAGAAACAGGCGCAAUCAAAGGUGAAAAAGAAGUUUUAUCCUCGUUAAACAAUAACUUAGAUGCAGCGCAAAGUUCGUUAAACACUGGUAAAAAUGUUAACCCUUCAACCAUAAACUAUCACAAUAAGAACAAAACACAAACCUUGAAACCAAAGCUCGAUUUUGAAAAUGAAGAUCAAGAUCAAGCAGAUAAAGUGAAAGUAUUAAUAAAGCAAACUAAUCCGAGAGAAAAGCCUCUUAAAGAACUCACACAAUGGCUAAGUGACGUGAUUAAAACAUCUUCUUCAAGAGGAGAAAACAUGAACAAGACCACAUUUCUUGUGAACAAUGUUGCAAAUAGAUCAAACCUGGUAAAUGACUACAAACGAAUCAAUAAAACACAGAGUGUUGCAAAGCCGGCUAAGAAACCUAUAGAAAGUGAUGAACACGUAAAAGAAGUUCUUGUAAAUGCUGCCCAUGAAGGCAAGGACGCGCAAAGUAAUUCAUAUGGAAAAAAACCUAAUGAAGAAUCAAUUGAAGUCAACAAAAUGAAGGAGCAACGUCUAACCUCUGUUAACGAGAUGCACCAUACUAAAAUAGCAGAUGAUAUCAAAGGUGAUAAGCAAAUUGCUGGAGGUGAUACGAUAAAUGGUUUGGCAAAGGCUAUGGCCGAAAUCAUGUCCAGUAACCCAGACAAUGGAAACAGUAUGGAAGAUUUAGAAAACAUUGACAGCACGGCCAAAAACAUCUUAAGUGAGGUGGAUGAAGAUAGUAAAGGUGAUGACUUAACUGACGAAGACAAUAGUAAUGCUACAGAUGAGGCCAGUAAAGGCAAGUUCUCCCCAAAUAUGACAACCCACAAUAGUACUCAAGCACAUUUAAAAGACAAGACAAGUGCAAAAGGUAUUCCAAGUACAGCGGAAUCGUACUUUGUUUCUCAAAAUGUUGAUGAAGAUGAUGAAGAAGGAGAUAAUUCAAAAUCCAGCAAUGCAGAUCCUAAAGCAGCAGCAGCUCCACUAAAAGUGUCACCUAAAACUAAAUUGAAACUGAAAGUUCCCUUAUCUUACACCAGACCAUCUUUAGGCAACGUUAAAGCAACUGAACAAGAAACUGUCAAAGGUCAGAAUGUUGAGGUACAUGUUAACGGGAAAGCUGGGUCUACAGUUGCAGCAUUUGCGAAGGAGAAAAAUGCAGAAAGCAAAGGAGAAUUGAUUCAUGAGUUUAAACAACUUUUUAACAUUGGGGAUUCUGGAGAAACAAAAAAAGCACCUAAAGUUUCAAAAGUAAAUCAUAUUGAUUCUUCUAAACCAACUGCGAAUGUGUGGGAUAAAAUCAAACAAAAAGCAGUUGCUGGCGCCAGACAAAUUGGAGCAAAGAAAGUACACGAACAUCGUAUAGUGACAGUAAAAGAUGAAGCUGAAAAGGAAAGAAUGGUCAAUGGGUUGGUCGCAGAUAUUGAUCGUUGCGUCUCGUUAAAAUUCACAAACGAGUUAGGAAAUCGGUAUAAACUCGUUUCAUCGAUUAAUAAUCAUGGCUACACUCCUCGCGGGAAGAUUUUCACAUUAAAGCAAGUCUUCAAAGAUCCCCGAGCACAUCGUUACGUAUCUUUCCACGCUUCUGAUGAACUGGACGAAGAUAGAGCUGUUUUGUUGAAUGGUGCAAGGGAAUUAGUGGCUGUGCCUGUUUCUUGUAAAUUCAAGCCAAGAGUUAUUAAAGUCACCAGUAGAAAACAAGCUAAACGUGCCAAUUUAUUCAAAAAAGAUAAUGUUUCACCACUUGCUAUGAGAAAUAUUGGAUACAUGGGGUUUGAACAAGAGAACGAGCAAGGCUUUUGUUCCUCUCGAUGCACGGAGUACUGUGCAACCUCCUGUCCUAGUUAUUGUUGCAGUGCACCAAUCCCUGGAGGCGAAAGAGCUCCCGGAGAGACUUCUGAUGAAAAUACGCCAAGGGAAGAGGACAAUGCCGCUCAAAAUGAGCCUUCUUCUCGAGAUGAUCUACCAUCGGCAGCCGAUAACGACGACAAAGACGAUACUAGAGCUGACGAUAUAGAUGAUGAUAGAGAUGACGACGCAAAUGACGAUAGAGCUGACGAUAAUUCUGAAGAUAGAAAUGACGAAAGAAACGACAGUCGGGAAGAAAGUGAUCAACUUCUCCCAAAUAGUCGACAAGCAGUGCAACAAGAUGAUUCAGAUCAAUCAUCACCGUGGUAACACCCUACAUUUAUGUCAGUAGAAACAUUUACUAUCACGUUAUGUCAUUGCAAACAUCUACAGCUUUUGCAGGGUUAGAGUAACGAUGAAGGAAAACAAUGUCAGAUUCACCAACAUAUUGCUUGUCAAAGCUCGCUAAAAGACACAUGCAAAACGUCAGAUAAGGUCAAAGAAA
Messenger RNA from Hydractinia symbiolongicarpus, 16437 nucleotides. RefSeq lists its product as uncharacterized. Bases 201 to 16262 code for a protein of 5353 amino acids. NCBI's taxonomy places the organism in Eukaryota, Metazoa, Cnidaria, Hydrozoa, Anthoathecata, Hydractiniidae. Gene Ontology annotation, biological process: L-arabinose metabolic process. Gene Ontology annotation, molecular function: alpha-L-arabinofuranosidase activity. The record is from RefSeq and is a predicted model, not a curated record. The transcript has 8 exons.